GUAGCUGAAUUAGUGCUGAACAGAAGCUGCUGAGGUGCUGAAGUCGAGCACGAGAUGUGACUGAAACCAGUGUGAUCCAAUCAACGAGUGUGUUAAAGGACGAGUUCCGCCCUCGUGUCGGUUUAAUCGGUCCAUAUGAUCACGGGAGCGCGUAUAGAGCGCGUGCCAACUGAAAUAACGAGCUAUCAGCGCGAGACGGAGAGACUGGAUUAUGACGCGCGUCUGAGUGUAAUGUCACGCGCGGCGGGGACGCGUGGCUGGGACAGGUGUGUUACCUGUGGCUGUGAACGGAGGGAAUGGGCUCGGAUCAGCAGCGCUUUCCUUGAACCCAGCAGUUGUUGAGCGAUCAGACGCGUGUUUGGAUAGUGGAGCGGUCGGGACGAGCCGGUGACUCUUGUGUAUCGAUUGAUCUCGAGCGACGGAUCGUGACGCCUUCGGCUCGGGUGAAGACACGCAAACCACUCCCUGAGCUCUCUUAGUGAUUGUGCAUCCAGUGUGAACGGGGAUUGUGUGCGGUUCUGACGCAUUCGUGAACCGGGCUGCGGUAUGUGCGAGACGGUGAUGGCCGUGUCUCAGCUGGACAUCGAGCCUCAUCCACCGGAGAACGGCUUCGUUACCCCCGAAACCAAUAAAUCGCCCGAUUUACUCUCGCAGAUCGACGGCGGUGUUUUGCCGAGCGUGGGCGGCUUCGGGAGAUUUCAGAAACAGCUGAUCGUUUUAACAUGGAUCCCGGCCAUUUUCAUUGGCUUCAGCCAAUUUUCUGACUAUUUUCUCCUGGCUGUGCCGGAUACUUGUGUGCAAGUGCAGCGGAAUAGCAGCGGUCCUUCUCCCGGUGUUACACCGGCGAUAUUCAAUUUCACCGUCAAUAACGCGAGCGGCUCCGCUAAUGCGUCAUCACAGUGCAUCUGCACGCAGUCGGGAUGCGAACUGCAAAUCGGACUAGAACAGAAUGUUGUCACCAAGUGGAACCUGGUGGGGGACUCUGCCUGGGUGGUACACAUUGCCAAAUUCUCCCUGUUGGUGGGCUCCAUCUUUGGAUACUUGGUGUUGGGAGUUCUGGCGGAUUGGAUUGGACGACACCCGGUUCUGAUCCUGUCCGUCAUCUUCAUGUUAAUCUUCGGCAUGACGGUGGCCUUCUCCGUCAACGUCCCGAUGUUCAGCACCCUGCGCUUCUUCGAGGGCUUCUGCUUGGCAGGAAUCACGCUCUCGCUCUAUGCUCUGAGGAUAGAGCUGUGUCUGCCGGGAUGCCGUUUCUCUAUGACCAUGGUGGCAAACUUCGUGGCGUUGGCGGGGCAGUUGCUCAUGCCGGGACUGGCAGUCCUCUGUCGCGACUGGCAGAUUCUGCAAGCAGUCGUGAUCGCCCCUCUCUUACUCAUGCUGUCCUACAUCUGGAUUUUCCCGGAGUCUCUGCGCUGGCUGCUUGCGACGCAGCAGUACAGUCGCUCCAAAUGUAUCAUGGAGCGCGUCGCCAAGAAGAACAACAUCAGCCUCGAGGAGGACGCAGAGGAGCUCAUGACAGAGCUAAACCAAGCCCUGUCAAAGCAACCCAAGAAGACAUGCAUUGUGAAGAUGGUUGGCACAAGGAACCUGUGGAAGAAUAUAGUAGUGCUCUGCAUCAACUCACUGACAGGUUAUGGGAUACACCACUGCUUUGCACGCAGUCUGACGGAAGACCAGCAGACCUCCAUCUUCAAUAAUUUCUAUAUCAAGUACUACACCAUGGGGGGCACUGCUGUGGCAUCAUGUGUGGCGCUCUGUCCUGCCGUGGGUCUGAUGGGGCGGCGCGGGGGUCUCCUCGUGUUUAUGAUCAUCACAGCCCUGGCCUCUCUCCUUCAGCUCGGCCUGCUAAACCUGGUGGGGAAGUACAGCGCUCACCUGAAUAUAGACAACUCUGCAACGCUGAACUCCAACUUUUCAAUGGCUUUCUCCAUCAUUGGCAUGUUCUCCUCCCACGCUGUCAGCAACCUAAGCAUCUUUUUUUGUGCUGAAAUCACCCCAACUGUGAUUAGGGGUGGUGGUCUAGGCCUCGUCCUGGCCAGUGCUGGUUUUGGCAUGCUGACGGCACCCAUCAUGGAGCUACAUAACCAGAAAGGAUAUUUUCUGCAUCACAUCAUUUUCGCCUGCUGCACUCUUAUUUGCAUCAUUUGCAUCUUGCUGCUGCCCGAGACUCGCAAUCGGCCGCUUCCAGAGACGUUAGCAGAUGGUGAAUGCUACACCCGCCAACCGUUACUGCCGCCUCGCAAGCCCGGCGAGCAACUUCUUCUGCUGACCAAGUCUGAGAGCCGUGAGUAUGCAAGGGUAGGCGAUACACCUCUCCACGAAGCAGCUGCCACUGCUAUUUCUACUAUGGACUCUACUGCCUCAUCCGCCGUCGAUCUUCAGAUUCUCAUGGAUGCCCCCAUCCAGCAAGUGACCGGCCAGGCACAGAUAUUCAGUAUGAAGUCACUGACUUCUACCCAAGAGCCAGAUGAAAUCCAGCAAGAGUAUCCCAGAUCUGCAUCCAUGCCGGGAACCUCUGCCUCAUCCGUAGAGCAUCCUCUCCUUGCCUCUAUCCCAAACACUUCAACCCCAAUCGCUAUUAAUUACAUUCAAACACCUAAACCAGAAUCUCCCGCUGUUCGUCCUUCUUCAACUGUGGAAACUCCUUCGAUCACCGAUCCCACACUGGAGUCCCCUACCUCUUCCGAUCUCCAAACUCCUUCACUUUUAGACAUAGGUACACCAGCUGCUGAAUUCCCCUUGACUUUUGCUAAUGAUAUGGCCUCUUUAGGUCCCACCCAAACCUUUCCUCUCGGCACAUCCACUGGACAGUCACCCACUCCACCUUUAAACAACAACACUCCCUCUUCCUCAAUAGACUCUACCAUAUACCUAGUCGCUGAAAUUCUGCCCCUUUCCCCAACAGAACUGUCUUUACCACCAAUACCAGACCAGUCUGGUCAAGUCAAUGCCAUCCCAGCUCAAUCCUUUUCUUCGCCCAUAGAUCCCGGCUCUCCAUUGUUACAUUUAGUCGCCCAACCUGCUAUUAACUCCAUAGAAUCUGGCCCCACUUCACCAUCCAUAUUGGAGCCAACCUUAAAUAAUGGUACUACUCUUCUUGCCAGUGUGGAUUCAGCUGCACCUUACGCCACAACCACUGACUCUGUUACAGAAUCCAGCCAACCGCUUAUGACGAACUUGACUGUUUCCUCACCUAUUGACUCAGGUACACCUUCAGACGUUGACUUGCCCAUCACAGAAACAAACACUGCCAAUGGGGAGACGUCUUCAUGAUGGACUCGUUUGCUCUUUAAGACUUGGUGGGCGGCCUUAUUAUCAAGGAGAGAUUCUUGUCAUGGGGGCUCAUGCCAGUCAUUGUUUGAAGUAUUUUUAUUUUCCAGCAGCCAUGACGCUAGAAUGGCAAUGCAAGGAGAAGGUAUGAAAGGAUUUGACUGAAAGGGAACAACCAUAAGGGUUGAUGCUCAAAGGGUUUUUACUCUGCACUGGUUUCAAUGACUUAAACAGCCUUCUUAGGGGCCGUUCACACAGAGAGCAUUUUUCUAUUCUAAAGCGCUAUUUGCCAUUGUUUUCCUAUGUAAAGAUGGUUGACUUGAUAUGUCCCGCCCUCUCUUACUGUUUCAGUUGAAAUGACAUCACCAAAUAGAAUAAAGUUGCGUGUUCAAGGCACUUCAGGUGAUCUUUAAGAUGCAUGCAAUGCUUCUCAUCAAUGUCAGGUCCAAAACAGCAGACCACUUUAGAUGACCCCAGAGGCAGGGCAAGAGUUGACAGUAUCAAGUUGGCAUGGCAAGUUUAAUGGAAAUUUAAUGGAAGCAUUGCAGAGGAGGCAUUUUGUUCUGCACCAUUGUCUAAGUUUUUAGAUGUAAAGACACAUUCUGUGUGAACGGCCCCUUACUGUGGUGCCAGUAACUGCUUUUUGGGCAGCUAGAUCCAAAUUUCCAUGUGUUAUCAUUGAGCUUGUGUUAUUAUGAACACUAAGACCAGUAGUGACAAGUUCCCACUCUGGAAUUUCAUAUAGUCUAGUAAUUACUAAUAUCUGCUUGUUUGAUGGUAAUGAACAACAGGUAGGAUCACAUUAGUCAAAUGUGAUUAAUUCUGAGUCAUUUUCUCUCAAUUAUUUGAUUGUAAUUAAGUCUACUAAAUUUAGCGAUAUUCAGGUGGGAACACGGCAUCUGUUAAGUCCAGUAUCAAAGGGAAUUUCUCCAAAGCCCAAACACUGUAUAUUUAACACUGGGAAUGUUUGCCAAUGUGUUUUGAAGUGUAAGGUAAAUACCUCUAUGAAUUAGGUGUCGAAGAAACACCAGUUUCUGUGUUCAAAAGAAUAAGUGCAGACAGAUAUGCAUAUUUCCAAACCCGAUGUAACAUAGUCACUACACAGAGACUGCUCAAAAUGGUAUUUGUAUGGUAUGUUUUAUUAAGCUAAUGUGUUUUUUAAGCUAAUCACUAAAUUAUGGGGUAAUUUUGAGGAAUACAGAUGAUGUACUUCAUGGCUGUGUGUCUUAACCACAAUACACUCAAUCAAGUGUAUGCAACAGAUGUAUUGUGAAUGUGAAAACUUUUGUAAUUUAUGCUAUUGUGGUACUGAUGUACAGUGGUACUGACUGCUUGAAAAAAAAGAUUUUAGGUUACUAUGUCUGUAUCAAUGAGUGUAUGCCCAUUGGUAUUUUGUUACCAUGUCUGUGGCACUUUAUUGUUCACAGUAUAAAAAAAAAAGAAAAGAAAAAAAAAGCAUGUGAACAUGAAAAAAAUGAAGCUUUCAAUGACUGACAUUGAAGUAAUGAGAACAAAUAAUAAUUGAAGGAAUGACUACAAUUGUCAUCUUUCAUUUGUGGUACAUGUAUACCCUCAGCAAUAAUAUAUUUAAAAUGUGCGACACAUGCCAUGAGUUUAAAACAUUUCAGAUUUUUUACAUUGUUAAAAAUCAGUCGAAAAUACUAAUAUUUAAUACAAAUUAAUUACCCUAAAAUAUGGUAUCAUGUGGGUGUUCUUAUUCAUAAGUCUGGCUGAAACAAUAAAUUUCGGCACCAGACGUAACAUUACUUUGGAUAAAAUGAAAAGAAUGUUUUUCGAUGAUUGUGGCAUAUUCUUAAUCAUUCCAGCUAAUAUUCAGUUUCGUUAUACUUUCAAUAAAUAGUAUUAUUGCCCUGAAGUAUGUAAAAUUUGUAGAAAGGUUUUUGAUUAUUUUUGUCAUUUUUCGAGUUAUGCCAAAGACGGGGCAUUUUCUUCUCAAAUAUACCACGGCUUUCUUCUGCUGUAUCUUGUGACCUGCUUUAGCUUUUGCUACUGUUGUUACAUGUGGUAUUUACACAUUAUGAGUGAUGAUGAGUCUUUCAUUGUCAAGCAUGUUACAACAAAACAACAAUCUGAAAAGAAAAAUCACACUUUUAGAUUUGCAGUCACAAUGUGACUUGUUAGCAUGAUUUGGCUUUGAGAUUUGUCCAAACUGUAUGAAGGAAUACAAAUACAAAUCAGCAUUUAAUUAAACUGAUUUCCUAGCCAAGAUUUUGGAGAAAGAUAACAAUAUUUAACACAAGUGUGCAAAAACUGACAUGAAUCUCCAGCCAGUGCAUGCUUAACAUGAGCGCUUUUAUUGUUACUCUUAAUAAUCAAUAUUUCCGAGAGCAUUAGUUUCACCUUCAGUGAUCGUGCCAUUGAACCACAUGAGUUUCAAACAUACGAAACUUGCUCAGCUAGAUUGUGCAAACUGAUGAUUUUCCUGCUAGAAUGCUUAUUGCAGCAAUGCUGAGAAAGAAAUGCAUACUUGCAAUCUAAAGUGUCAAGAUUGUAAUUGAAGAUUUGUGCUUGUGUUGCUAGAAUUAUUUGUGUUUGUUUACUUGGAGAAGGAAUGUUUUGGGCCAGAUCUCUUCCUGCACAACGAUGAAUUCUCAGCUCACUAUUUGACACUAGACAUUAUGAAUUAUUAAUUAAGGUCAAGAUCAAAAACAACAAACCAGUUGGAUAAUUUGAACAGGUUAAAUGCCGUAGUUCAAAAUCUUAACAAAGCUAUAAUGUGACGACUCUUGCAUACGCAACUCCUGCACAAAAGUCACCCGAAUAUGACAGUAUUUCUUGGUUUCGGGUAGAAUCACUUGACAUGCCAGUCUUCUGCAUACCGUGCGAUGGUUGACCGUUAAUAACAGAGAACAGGUGCAGUGUUUAACAUCAGGUGCACUUCACAUUUGCAGAUCAAUGUGACCCACAUCAAACUGAGCUCUUUUAAAACUAGUAAUCUGAUCUGUCCAAUAUGUUAGAGCCAAUGCAAACUCUUUUAAAUUCAAAUUUGCGAUAUCUUGAGUAUAUCUAAUAUACUUGAAAAAAAAGGGUAUUUAAUACAGGUAUUCCCUCAGAAAGCAAGAAACUAGAAUACUGAGGAUGAAUGUAAAAAAAAAGAUUGUUUUGGGGUUUAAUGUACAUUUUCUAACAAAUAAUGCACAUGUAUAUAAAGUCAUAUGUGUCGUCAUGUGUUAUUGAAUAAAAUAUAUUUAUUGAUAUA
This is a messenger RNA of Carassius gibelio (silver crucian carp), 6490 nucleotides long. RefSeq names its product solute carrier family 22 member 23 (gene slc22a23a). The transcript has 10 exons. The record is from RefSeq and is a predicted model, not a curated record. NCBI's taxonomy places the organism in Eukaryota, Metazoa, Chordata, Actinopteri, Cypriniformes, Cyprinidae. Gene Ontology annotation, biological process: transmembrane transport. Gene Ontology annotation, molecular function: transmembrane transporter activity. The coding region runs from base 547 to 3273 and encodes 908 amino acids. Gene Ontology annotation, cellular component: membrane.